AUGCGCCACAUCCCGCCAGAGAUAUGGGGAAUUAUUAUCCAACAUGCGUGUGUCUUCGACCACGAUCCACUCGACACCUCACAGGAUCCAUCGUUCCUUCAGUCAAAACCCACACUCCCUACUACCUAUCGCGCCGAGAUGAACAUCAAGCUGGCUCUUUCCCUCGUCUCGAAACAAUGGAACAGCCUGACUCGACCCUUUUUGUACGAAUUCAUAUGGAUCGGUCGAGCAAUGCACGCCAAACUCCUCUCGCGGACACUAUUAAUGGAAUUCGUCAAUUGCUCGGGGUCGAGCGGCAAGUACCUUCGCCGGCUGCACAUCGAGACACCGGCAUUGGAACGUUGCUCUCCUGCGGACUUACGCACUAUCCUCGACUACGCGCCCCACCUGUUCAUUUUCGCAGAUCAGCGCUCGGUACAGCGUAGCCUUAUCGACGCUGUUUCCGAUCCAAAAUGUGGUCCAGAGGAGAUUUUGCAGCUGGUGGCGCAUCCUAAGGUUCGGCGGCUGAGUUGGACAAGGUACGAUGAUGCGCCCUUUCAGCUCGUCAUGGCACCUCUGGAGAACAACAUAGCGACACAUCUGGAGUACCUCGAACUGUUCUCAUGGCUGCCGCAAUGCGAUGCGCUAUUCGCUGAGCCACUGGGGCGAGGGGAUGGCGCAUCUAUCGAAAUGAACGUCCAACUUCCGUCUCUUAGGGCCCUCAAGAUAGCGCUAGACGACGACGCGCUCGCCGUACUAGCGUCCUGGCGGAUGCCCUCGCUCACACACGUAUCAGUCUUGUCCGGUGACUUCAACUGUCCAGGGGCAGGGUUCGCGCGCUUUUUUCGGGCGCACGGUGGGCGGCUACGCCAAUUGGAGCUUGGCCAUUCGCCGACACGAGCUUCGGAGCUCUACCUUACUCCACCACCACAAUAUACGCGCAUACCUCCCACACCCCCACCGCUUGCAACGUGGUGUCCGAACCUGCGCGAGUUUAUAUGCUCAGCGGACGCGGAGUGGCACUGGCACUGGCAGGCGCCAGACUGGAUUGCACCUCAUGUGCUGCUUCCCUCUCACCCGACAGUCGAGCUCAUUGCGAUACGGGAUAUCGAUAUCCGGCUACGAGACGACCCUCAUGUGUUCGAAGGCGGGGAGACAGCGGGUGGCGCGUACUUCCUGCUAUGUGAGCAGAUGUCUGUGCUUCUCCGGCGGGAUGCGUUCCCGAAUCUGCGCUUCGUGCGUGACGUGAGCGCGGAGAGCCAUCUUAUGCGCACGAUACGCCCAGCAGAACGCGUGACGCAGUUUUGGACGACGGUCUUGCGGCGGUGCCAGGAGCGCGGUAUAUGGAUGGAGGACUACCAUGGUGUAAAUAUCGCGCUACGAAACCUACGCCAGGCAAGCUUGGGGCAGAAUGAAACCCCGGAGUAG
Molecule: messenger RNA, 1407 nt
Organism: Fibroporia radiculosa
Lineage: Eukaryota; Fungi; Basidiomycota; Agaricomycetes; Polyporales; Fibroporiaceae
Exons: 1
Coding region: 1-1407 (468 amino acids)
Source: RefSeq, a predicted model, not a curated record